This is a messenger RNA of Amoebophrya sp. A120, 961 nucleotides long. Lineage: Eukaryota; Dinophyceae; Syndiniales; Amoebophryaceae. The record is from the annotation of a GenBank genome assembly.
CGCUCACUCUCAUUGUCUUUGUCACGCAAAGUAUUCUCUUGAUCAAAAGCGAAGCGAAAAGCUUGCAGGACUUUUUUGGCUUUGUCGUGUGAACGCGACGAAAACAAGUGGGAUCAUGAAAUCUUCUGAGGAUGACAGUGUUUGCCAAUCGCAAAAGUCUCGGCGCUGCUACACAGGACGAGAAUCACACCAAUGUCAUUUGUUGUCGGUGCCCAACUUCAUCUUUUCGCUUCCGUCACUUUUGGGUUGGUACGCCGUUUAGCCCUCUGCCCGUUGUUUAUCAGUUUGUUCGAGUACCAUGCUGACCACACUGCUCCGGCACCGCGCGUUGUCGUUCUUGCGCUCUAUGAAGUCAACGAAGCGUCGGGCGUGCCGGACGCCAGCGAGGCCUUUCCGUCGCCGUUGGAGGCCGGGCGCGAGUGCUACUGUGGGGAUCAAACCUUGUACGAAAUCUUUCUGCGCUGGCAGUGGCACCUGCCUCCUUCGCGCUUUGAAAAGUCCGCGGACGAGCUGCAGGCAGACGCUGAUGCCACUCUGCGGCCAGAGGACUUCCAGGGAUGCCUAUCAAAGUGAAACGCCCGCAUCCCGUUCGUUUGUGCAGCAUCCACGGGCAAGACGAACUUAAUAUUCCUAGUACAGCAAACGUGUGCAGCGGUGCAGCUACCUAGGUGGAGCGCACGACUGCGUUUAGUUCCCUUGUGGAUCAUGUAUCAGUGUAGUUCGACGAAUCCGAUUGGAAGAUUCUCUUGCACCUACGUACUCUAGUAGAGGACCAAAGGAGUAUCAUGAGGAAAACACGAGGAUGGAGGGGGAUUUUUUCAUGCUGAUAUUUUCCAGCCCGCAUUCAGUUCGAUGCCACGAUGGGCGCGCCUUUCACGACGCGGAGCUACCGCGAAGACGCGACUUGCCCGGCGGACCUGGCGGCGAAUGCCGUGCGGUGCAGCCGCAUGCAGCUCGGCCC